AUGGCAGAAGCAUUGGGUGCCCUUUUUUCUCCAACACUAGAUGCACUUGAUCUAGCCCUCCCUUGGAACUAUAUCCCUAGCUUGGAAAGAAAAUCAAUCCUUUUAGCUCCCGUUCAUAGUUUUGCUACAGAUGAUACGCGAGGAAUCUUUUUAUGUUGGUUCUUCCUUCUAAUGAUCGGCAUAUCUAUGAUUCUUUGCUGCCAGAUGAAGCAGCAGGCAUCAGUCCAUAGAACCUAUAAAAAAGAGAUGGUUGUGGCGCGAAGUACUCUUGUGCACCUACGUCACUCGGCUCGCUCGUAACCCCGCCCCGUUAUGUUAUGGAAGAAUUGAACUUAUUGCUGGGCUGGUUAUUCAGAGCCAGCAAUUGGCUGCCGGAUUUUGCU
Messenger RNA from Morus notabilis, 383 nucleotides. Its product is annotated as cytochrome c biogenesis CcmF N-terminal-like mitochondrial protein 2. The transcript has a single exon. NCBI's taxonomy places the organism in Eukaryota, Viridiplantae, Streptophyta, Magnoliopsida, Rosales, Moraceae. The record is from RefSeq and is a predicted model, not a curated record. Gene Ontology annotation, molecular function: heme transmembrane transporter activity. Gene Ontology annotation, biological process: heme transport; cytochrome complex assembly. Gene Ontology annotation, cellular component: membrane.